ACCCAAAAGGUCAAAGUGGUCACACUCCCCAUAGCACAGUUGGUAUCUAAAGGCUCCUCCUAAGACUUUAUAAGACUUCUGAUCAACGUUGUUUAGAAACAUGGAAAUGGACGACGACGGGAAAGCCUACAAGGUAGGAUCCCCAGGUGGUUCGGUGUUGUGGAAGGUGGCCACGGGAGUGUUGUUGGCGGUGUGUAUCGCUCUCGCGGUCGCCCUUGCCGUGGUGGUGUUAGGGGACGUGAAGCCGUGUGGAGCGGGCAUGACGGCGGUGACCGUGCUGGACGGGCCCCCGGGAGUGUUCGACGAUCUCACGGCGGCGGAAAUCAAGGCGGCCCGGGACUACCUGUUGGGCGUCACGCCGCUGGAUAUCACGCCGGUACAAGUGGCGACUUUUUAUGACAACUACAUCUACCUUGUCGAGCUUCAUCUUCCACCCAAGGCUGAAGCGCUCGCGUACCUGGACAACAACGGCCCCCGGCCGGAGAGACAAGCCCUAGUGACGGUGUACGGCGGCGGCAGGACGCAGCCCGUGGUGGAACAGUACGUGGUCGGGCCCCUGCCCAACCCAACCCGCCACACGACAUACGCGCCGCCCGGUAGGAAGAACCCCAUCCCGUGGCACAGCCGAAGCCCUGACAGCAUGGAAAGAUCGUUAACGGACGCGGCACUGAAGCAGGCAACACGGGAUAUCAACAACAUUCUAGCGGAAAGUUUUGACGGGUUCAAACAUGACGACUGUGGUAAACUCUGUCUGAUUCCUCUGGAGUCAGUACCGCGAGGCUAUGAGAGUGGUGAGCGGAUGACAUGGUAUCGCUUCCAUAGGGCCAUGGAAGGGUUUUUCCUCCACCCGAUUCCCUUUGCGGUGGAGCUCAAUCACUCAGAUAUAGACCACACCCGAUGGAAGGUGGGCCAAGUCGAAUAUAACGAUCAGUAUUUCGCAUCAAUCGCCGACUUCGUGCAAAGCUACAACGACGGAAGCGCGCAAAAAGUCCGGGUUCCUACUCCAACAGGUAAUGCGGCGAUGUACUCAUCCCUCCGGCAGCACGGAACGCCCGCACACCCGUCGGAACCUCUUCGGGGCCCGGAGCUGAUCGAGCCCGACGGCAGGCGCUACAAGGUGACGGGGCGCCACGUCGAGUACAUGGGCUGGAGUUUCGACUGGCGGCUCGCCACCAGCAGCGGUCCGCACCUCUUCGACGUGCGUAUGAACGGAGAGCGGAUUCUGUACGAACUGGCUCUGAAGGAGAUUGCUACCUGGUACUCCGGAACGGACCCGGUCACGACCGCAAAGUUCGUCGACUGCGGGUUACCAGCCGGAGGAUACUUCGAACUCGCCAGAGGCAUCGACUGCCCGACGACUGCGACUUUCUUCGACACUGUUCACAUGAUGGACAGGGCGGACCCCGUGAUCUACAAAAACUCCGUCUGCGUGUUCGAACUGAACACUGGGAUACCUCUCCGCCGCCAUUACGAGUCCAAUUUCUACGACGGGCAAUCUUUCUACGGAGGACUGGUCGACAACGCCUUGGUGCUACGCACUAUCCAAACAAUUGGCAACUACGACCUCCUGUAUGACUUCAUUUUCCAUCAAAACGGGGUGUUGGAAGUUAAGGCCAGUCUAAACGGCUAUGUAUGGACUAGCUACUAUCAAGCCAGCCAGGCCCCGUAUGGGUACCCUACAUGGGGUGGCUCUAUAGCAAAUGUCCAUCAACAUUUCUUCAACUUCAAAGUGGACCUCGACGUUGGAGGGACCGAAAACAGGUUUGAGACGGUGGACAUUAUACUGGACAACGUCACCCUCCCCUUCCGGCCCAACGUGCGUCACUUCCUGACGCGGUUCGAACGUAACCAGAAAACCAGGGAGACGGAAGACACUGUCCAGUACGACUUCACAAAGCCCAAAUACUACAACUUUUACAGCGACAACAACAAGAACCGCUUCAAUGCUCACCGUGGGUACCGUAUCCAGCUAAACGGGAUAGCCAAGAAUCUUCUCCCAAAAGACGGCGCGACUGCCGUCAACGGCGCGGCGUGGAUGGACUACCAGGUGGCCGUCACCCGUCGGAAGGACUCCGAGCCCAGCAGCUCCUCCAUCUUCAACCAGAACGACCUGUACGACCCCGUGGUCAACUUCCAGUCCUUCAUCGACGACGACGAGAACAUCGUGGACGAGGACCUGGUGGCGUGGGUCACCCUGGCGGCGCACCACCUCCCCCACUCCGAGGACUACCCCGUCACCGCCACGGCAGGGAACCAGCUGCAGUUCUUCAUCCGACCCUUCCACUUCUACGACGAGGACCCGUCCAUGGCGUCGUCCAACGCCGUCUGGAUCGGGCGGAGUCCCGGCUCGCCCGAGAAUUACGUAGAGAGGUACGGUACGCCCGAGGUUUCCACCUGCGAGCCAAAACACACCCCCAUGAAUUAUGACGGCAGGUGGCAUAACGCAUGAUAAUCUAUCCCAUAUGUACUCCAUCCCAUGGCCAGGAGCGCUUUUGGGAUAGAAGCACAUCUGGGAUACAAACCUAUCCCAGGUAUAUAACACAUGAUGUGUUUCAAGAAUUGCAAAAUGUGGAUGAGAGUUGUUUUUACACACUUUUCUUUGAAGGAGUAGAGGACCAUAUAUAUUAUAGACCACGUAUGUGUUCUGACUUCAGGCCAUAGCAAGUGAUUUCCAUGGAUGACAUCCAGUCUACAGAAUGCAAAAAUAAUGUCAAAAAACUCAUGACUUCCAUGGUGGUGCAGCUUUAUAAUUAUCCCACUAGUUUCGCUUUUACAACUUCAGUCAUGGCUACCUUGCUAGUGGCACUUCUUCAAGUACAAUUGGGCUACAAGACAACAUAUUUACCAUUUUUCGCCAUGUUAACCAUCUAUGAAGAAUAAAACUUUUUCUAAAAUCGGACAAAAAAUAAGGAGCUGAUGUCAUCCAUAAAAUUUACUUGCUGUGGCCUAUUACUUCUUAAUUAUUCCACUAUUGUAAACGUAAUUAUUCGAAAAUUAUGACUUGGUUUUCCUUCCGUUCUUUAUGUUUAUGGUUAUGUUUAAUAGGACAUUCCAUUUGUGAAACAACAAUAUAAUGUUUAUUAAUCUUCCUGGAGUAUACAAAAACACAAUACAAUCACAUACUCAAUAAUUACAAAUACGAACAGUAACAACUUGAAUUACGAUUAACUAGCAAUAGACAAAAAUUUUAAUGACUUACUUAUAUUUAUAAUUAUAAAAGCUAUAAAAAACUAAUGAAAUUAAAAGCAGUCGAGGGGUCAGAGUACUUAUAUCUGCACCAUGUGUAUUUACCACAAUGUGUCAAAACUGUGUUUUUACUUUUUGUCCAUAGCUAGCUUGAUAUUUUCUAAAAGUAUGUAUCAGAUAUCAAUAUCACGUGAGAAGGUAAGGCGUCCUAUAUUUUUAUUUUGUGCUCCUAUAGACAAAUGUUCAGGUUUUACCUUUCCUUCAGAGUUUUGCUUGAGUUGACGCCCCUUUUUUUUGACAGUCUCGAGUGGUAUGUAUGUGUAGAUUUAAUUGUUGCAAUUCUUUGAGGAUACACUUAGUAAGUCUAAUUAAGUACCUAUAUGUAGUAUAAUGAAUAUUUUUUCCGUCCUAGCUGUUGUUGUUUACUCUCCUUUGUACAUGGGUUACCAACAAAUAAUACUUUUGGAGCAUUUAAUACUUUUCUCAAGCAACUGGAUAUGAAUUUCCAAAACCAUAAUAUGCAGUCGCUUGAGUAACUACUGUAGAAUAACUUC
This is a messenger RNA of Branchiostoma floridae (Florida lancelet), 3740 nucleotides long. Its product is annotated as amiloride-sensitive amine oxidase [copper-containing]-like. The transcript has 6 exons. Gene Ontology annotation, biological process: amine metabolic process. Gene Ontology annotation, cellular component: plasma membrane. Gene Ontology annotation, molecular function: primary methylamine oxidase activity; copper ion binding; quinone binding. The record is from RefSeq and is a predicted model, not a curated record. The coding region runs from base 101 to 2449 and encodes 782 amino acids. Lineage: Eukaryota; Metazoa; Chordata; Leptocardii; Amphioxiformes; Branchiostomatidae.